This is a messenger RNA of Eptesicus fuscus (big brown bat), 1969 nucleotides long. Its product is annotated as patr class I histocompatibility antigen, B-2 alpha chain-like. The record is from RefSeq and is a predicted model, not a curated record. Gene Ontology annotation, cellular component: external side of plasma membrane. The transcript is spliced from 8 exons. NCBI's taxonomy places the organism in Eukaryota, Metazoa, Chordata, Mammalia, Chiroptera, Vespertilionidae. Gene Ontology annotation, biological process: antigen processing and presentation of endogenous peptide antigen via MHC class Ib; immune response; antigen processing and presentation of endogenous peptide antigen via MHC class I via ER pathway, TAP-independent. Bases 38 to 1138 code for a protein of 366 amino acids. Gene Ontology annotation, molecular function: signaling receptor binding; peptide antigen binding.
GGAGCGCCCGGACUCAGAAGGUCCCCCGACGCCGAGGAUGCGGGACAUGCGGCCCCCCACCCUCCUCCUGCUGCUCUCGGGGGCGCUGGUCCUGACCCCCAGCCGGGCCGGCCCCCACUCCCUGAGGUAUUUCCGCACCGCUGUGUCCCGGCCCGGCCGCGGGGAGCCCCGCUUCAUCUCCGUCGGCUACGUGGACGACACGCAGUUCGUGCGGUUCGACAGCGACGCGGCGAGUCCGAGGGAGGAGCCGCGGGCGCCGUGGAUGCAGCAGCCGUGGGUGGAGCAGGUGUACCCGGGGUAUUGGGAGGAGGAGACGCAGAUCAGCAAGACAAACGUACAGAAUUACCGACGGAACUUGAACAUCCUGCGCGGCUACUACAACCAGAGCGAGGACGGGUCUCACACCUACCAGAGAAUGUAUGGCUGUGAAUUGGGACCCGACGACCGCCUCCUCCGCGGGUACAGUCAGUGGGCCUACGACGGCACCGACUACAUCGCCCUGAACGAGGACCUGACCUCCUGGACCGCGGCCGACAUGGCGGCUCAGAUCACAAAGCGCAAGUGGGAGGCGACCCGUUUCCAUGAGCGCAGGAGUAACUACCUGGAGGGGGAGUGCAUUCACUGGCUGCGCCUUUACCUGGACAAAGGGAAGGAGACCCUGCAGCGCGCAGACCCUCCAAAGGCACACGUGACCCACCACCCCGUCUCUGCCCAUGAGGUCACCCUGAGGUGCUGGGCGCGGGGCUUCUACCCUGCGGACAUCAGCCUGACCUGGCAGCGUGACGGGGAGGACCAGACCCAGGACAUGGAGGUGGUGGAGACCAGGCCUGCGGGGGACGGCACCUUCCAGAAGUGGGCGGCCGUGGGGGUGCCCCCUGGAGAGGAGCAGAGAUACACGUGCCAUGUGCAGCACAAGGGGCUGCCCGAGCCCCUGACCCUGAGAUGGGAGCCGCCUCCUCAGACCUUCAUCUUCAUCGUCCUGGGCAUCGCUGGGGGCCUGGUUCUGCUGGGAGCUGUGGCUGGAGCUGUGAUGUGGGGGAGGAGGCGCUCAGGUGGAAAAGGAGGGAGCUAUGCUCAGGCUGCCAGCAGUGACAGCGCCCAGGGCUCUGAUGUGUCUCUCUCGGCUUCUAAAGCGUGAGGAGCUGCCCUGUGGGGACUGAGUGAUGGAAGGUGUGUCCACGCUCCCACUUCCUGACUCAGGAACCUCUGAUGGGGGGCUGGCCCCGCCCUGCUCCUCACACCACCUCCCCGAUGCGCCCCCCAAUGUCUACAUGACUCCACAGGAGACCAGAACACAGUCAUCCAUUGAACCCCGUUCCCUGGUUCCUCAGGGACAACAAACCAGAUGCCCUUUAUGUUUGUGCGGCUCUUCCCCGGGGAGAGGUCGCUCUGACAUACAGACGGGAUUCAGGGAAGGUGGUCCAUGGACAGACAGACGGACACCAUCAGAACUCUUAACAUUGAGUAAAAGUCAAAAAUCACAUCGAAAGUUGGGCAGAACAAUAAGGAGAUAAUUUAUACAUGAAAAGGCCCCGCGUCAUAGGGAAGGUUCAAUAUGGCAAGUCAUUGGAUUCGCUAGCUGUGGAGAUGGGUUUAAAUAUUCCAUAUAUUUUGCAUUUUCAUACUCUUUUUAGAAUAAGAGUAGUGAGUAUGGAGGGGUGACCCCUGAGACCCUGUGACAGUACAGAUGGGAGCCAUGGGGGACCCCCUCCGCCCACAGUUCCUCCUCAGUCUUCUGCCCUGGGCUCUGACCCCGUCCUGGUGUGUCCCCCUAGUGGCACCAUUGACGACAAUGUCAUCAGUACCAGUAGGAUGGGAUCAUUAUUGCCAUUUAUCAACUGGUUAGAUCUAGGGUGGCACUUUGACCCGAUUGAAGACCUGCGACCUCAUUUGGUCUGGCCCUGCCAAGGGCGUAGGGCUGUGUCAGUUGUUUGAGCAAAUAUAGCAGGCUAAUUUUUUUUUUAAUGGU